AUGAGCAUUUUUGAAUCUCAGAAUGCAAUUCAAGAAAUGCGUAACGCCAUAGGGAAAUAGGAAAAUCUAUAGAAUAUUUACAAGGAAGUGGCAAGUCCUUCUGAACAAUCCAAUUAGAGUUAUUUUUCGCCUAGUCAUAGUUAAAUGGUGGUCGAUAAAGAGAAGGUCUUGAUCAAUAAGUACAGCAAUCUGCUCACGACUCAACCGAUAGGGUAACCCUAAUUUCAUGAUCGUAGAAUGACUCAAGUCUGGAAGAGCAAUGGAUUAAUAAUAAUUACAAUGAUUAUACGAUUCCUGUAUACGUUGAAGUUGUAGACGGAAUCCAUGAAGUACAAACUCCUCAACAAGAGGAUCUUCGCUAUGAUUCAGGAUUUGUCGUCCGAUUACCUGAACAUUGUACGUCAUCGGAACAAUAAGUAUCAAAUUAAAGGGAGAUCAGAAUUGAGAGUUCAUUACUCCCUCUUUAAAAAGCAAUUGAGAGCCCUGCUUGAUUAUUAUGGCAGAUUCAUACCAAUCUUCCAGCCGGAUCAAAAACUCAUCAUAUAUUAUGAACUCUGUCUCAUGAUAUCGAUAACGGUGAAUCUAUUUUACGUUCCCAUCAACAUCAGUUUUCUGAACCAAGGAGUAUCAAUACCAUUCGACGCAAUGCCUACCAUCUUGCAACUCAUAUGGAUCUUCAUCUCGUUCAAUCUAUCAUUUUAUGAAGACUAAACAUUACAGAAGAAUAGAAUUAAAAUAGCUAGUAAUUAUCUUAAGAGUCAAUUUACAUUCGACUUCAUUAUCGUUCUUACACUCUACUUCUAAAUACUCUAUGGCUAUUUCGUGCCUCUGAUCUCCUUUGUAUUACGAAUUCCUAAAUUGAUAAGGUUGUUGGAUCAAUUCGAAUAUAACACUAAUUUCAAAGAGAAUCUAGCAGCCAUAAUAGACCUAAUGAAAUUGAUUGUCAUGCUCAUUUUCAUUAUCCAUUGUUGUGCCUGCAGUUGGCAUUUCUUGGGAGUCUAUGAGAAGGAGUACUCCAUCAUUGGGAAGAAUUGGUUGGACUAUUACGAUAUUGGCCAUUUGACUUGGAUUGAACAAUACAUUGCAUCUUUAUACUUUAGUGUGAUUACCACUCUGACUGUUGGCUAUGGGGACAUCACUCCUUAAUCAGCCUAUGAAUAACUAUUCGUCAUCUUUGUAGCCAUGAGUUUGUGUGGAAUGCUGGGAUACACUAUAACCAACAUAGGAGAAAUCUAUAGGUCAAUGAACGAAAAGAAGAGACAGUAUAAGACUCAAAUGAAGGCCAUAGAGCAAAUUAUUAGACAAAGAAAUCUCAAUGAUAAACUCUCCAUCAAAGUGAGAAAAUACUAUCAGCAUCUCUUUCAAUAAGAGUAGCAAGAGAACUCUCAAGGAGAACUACUACUCACUAAAUUGACUCGCAAUUUGGAAGAAGAAGUCAUGAUCGACACUUAUAAAACCACUCUCAUGAACUCCUAUUUGUUGAGACAAUUUAAGGAGUCCACCAUUGAGUAACUGUGCACCAAAGUUAGAGUCCAAAAAUUACAACCUGGAGUAGAACUUGUCAAAGCAUAGCAAUUUGCUGAUCAAUUGAUUUUUCUAUUGAGUGGAGAAUUAACCUUGCUUGGUCACAACUCCAGACAACCCAUCAUUCUUAAGCAACUUACUUAAGGUACUGUGAUCGGGGAACAGGAAUUCACUGAAUAAGGAUUCUAUGAUUACAUUGUGCUCAGUCAAGGAUAUAGUAAGAUUGCUACGAUUUCUAGAAUUGCAUUUUAUGAAAUUUUAUAAUAUGAUAGAUAAGAAUUUGAAAAGAUGUGUAAAAUUAGAGAUUAAUAUAAGUUUAGUGUCAAGAAAAGAAAUGUCAUUGGAAGAACUUGUGAAAUCUGUGGGUGGACACAUGGAUAUUUGUAAUGUCCUAUGACAUUUUAUUAAGUGGAUAAGAUGAAGUUGCUCUCCAAAUAUCGACAGAAUGUAGAAUAAGAACGAAAAUAUCUUAAUGAUUUCAGGAGAAUUCAUAAAUAUAAUACCUUAUCUUAAUUACAAACUGCUUAAAAUGCUUGUCUCGACUUCAUGAUCAGCUAGAAAAUACUUGAUGAGAUACCAAAUUAAGAAUAAAAUGAUGAUUCUAACUACAAGUUGAAAUUGAAUAUUCAUGAUGCAGAUUCCUAAAACUUAGACUCUAGCAAAUCUCUCUAAGAAGAGACCAAAGGCAAUCAAACCAGUCUCUAAAAAUCACCUAUUAAAACCUCUACUUCUAAAUUUCAGUUCUUCUCUAAAUAAACCGAUCAAUCACGCGAUCAACUCUAACACCCCUUAUUUCAAAGAAAAAGUAUCAAAAAGCAUUCCCUCGUCAUUGACAAUCCUAGUAAUACUAAAAAAGAGGAUGACUUGAAGACUUACAUAGAAGAACUCAUUUAAAAAUUGAGUGUUAAUUAAAAAGAAAAAGAAAGGGAAAAAUCAUUAAUACAAACUCAAAAUAAAGUUACAACCUAUAAUCCAGAUCUAGAGUUUGAAGUAAUGCAAUCCUAUAAGUAUUAUUUCCCUCAAUUUAACAUUGACAAUAUUAUCGAUAGAGUCAAUGUUACUUAUGAUAAAUUCAUGCAAAAAAACAAGAAAAAUCCAAUAAGAAUCUUUGUAAAUAGAAGAAAAUUAAAGAGGAGAAUAAUAAUUAAAGACUGA
Messenger RNA from Paramecium tetraurelia, 2679 nucleotides. RefSeq lists its product as uncharacterized. The record is from RefSeq and is a predicted model, not a curated record. Gene Ontology annotation, biological process: potassium ion transmembrane transport; regulation of membrane potential. Lineage: Eukaryota; Ciliophora; Oligohymenophorea; Peniculida; Parameciidae. The transcript is spliced from 4 exons. Gene Ontology annotation, cellular component: membrane. Gene Ontology annotation, molecular function: voltage-gated potassium channel activity.